UGUCCCCGUUUUGAAUGUACUGUCGGCUGUGAGUAUCACCCGAUUGGAACGCGGUAAACCGACCUGGAAGCGGAUCGCUACUUGGGUUUUGAGAGUAUACCCCAUUCUCCAAUUGUGUAUCACGGCUGUUAUGCUCUACGUAUCGAUAUGGAACUAUCCGGGCGGAGAAGCACUCGAUCGCGUUCAUGGGUACGUGUAUCCGGGUGCUGUGGUGCAUUAUGAUACAUUUACGGCCAUGACGGGUGCGUCCUUGUUUGGACAUCAGAGAGCGGAUGUCGUGUAUGAUAAAACGGAGGGGUUGACCGAGUUUGAGGGGUUUGAUUUUGUGGUGACAGAGAAUGAGAGGGUUAGUGGGGAAUGGAAGGUUAUGGAGAUUGUACGUGGAUUCGAUGGAGUGCAAGUGGUUGGUGUCAGAUCGUAUUUGAAUCAAGUCUUGAGGUGGAUAAAAAGUGCACUUGUGGGUCAUAUCACGUCGGUUCCUGUACCUGUUCACAUCAAGAUUGGACCCAAGAUUUGGAUAUUGGAGAAUCAAAAGCGGAUUCGAGGGAACGCAUGACGCAUCGUGGAUAGAGGUCCCAAUAGCAACGUUUCAUUACAGAUCGGCGAAAAGUCACUCACUUUGACGCUUGUUGUCAACUGUGUUUUGGCAGCUGACGAGGUUGGGAAUGGAAUAGAGACAUAAUAAAUAGAUAUAUACACUUUGAUUGUGAAUUAUAACAUGAGAGAUAAUAUAAGCAUCUGAACUAGUACGAGUGUACAUGAAUAGAUAAAAUGCAAGGAA
This is a messenger RNA of Spizellomyces punctatus DAOM BR117, 781 nucleotides long. RefSeq lists its product as uncharacterized. The transcript has a single exon. The coding region runs from base 131 to 556 and encodes 141 amino acids. NCBI's taxonomy places the organism in Eukaryota, Fungi, Chytridiomycota, Chytridiomycetes, Spizellomycetales, Spizellomycetaceae. The record is from RefSeq and is a predicted model, not a curated record.